Messenger RNA from Betta splendens (Siamese fighting fish), 3628 nucleotides. RefSeq names its product polymerase (DNA directed), delta 1, catalytic subunit (gene pold1). Gene Ontology annotation, cellular component: delta DNA polymerase complex. The record is from RefSeq and is a predicted model, not a curated record. The transcript has 27 exons. Lineage: Eukaryota; Metazoa; Chordata; Actinopteri; Anabantiformes; Osphronemidae. Gene Ontology annotation, biological process: DNA-templated DNA replication; DNA replication proofreading; base-excision repair, gap-filling. Gene Ontology annotation, molecular function: nucleotide binding; DNA-directed DNA polymerase activity; DNA binding. Bases 178 to 3495 code for a protein of 1105 amino acids.
CGUGCUUUACUUUAUUGUCGCCGCAGCGGAGCUUCCGCUCUGCCCGUGACGUCACUGUCCAUUUCUUUAACACUUAGCCUCAUAACAAAACGGAAACUUUCCGCGCUUUCGUCGGUGAAAGUUCACAAAUUAAAGGCGAGUGGCGGGAGCUUUGCUCAAGACGGAACUUCGCUAGGGAUGGAAUUCAAAAAGCGCAACGGUGGCCCUUUCAUGGGCGGUGCGUCCCAGGCCAAACGGGGGAAGAGCGGGGCUGAGUGGGAGGACAGUCCGUCCCAGUUUGAGGAGGAGCUGUCCAUGUUUGAUGAUGCAGAGAUGGAUGCAGAGUCGAUGGAGGGACAGGCGGGCCAUGAUGUCAUUCCUGUUGGUGACCUCUUCUCAACUGACAUUAACCCUCGCUGGCAGCGGCCUGCUGCCCCUGCUCUGGACCCUGCAUCGGAUACUUUGGUGUUUCAGCAGAUUGAUCUUGACUAUUAUUUAGGAUCAGCAGUUGCUGGAAUGCCAGGCCAGAUACAGGGAAAAGUCCCUAUCAUUCGUAUGUUUGGCGUGACCGACAGCGGAAACAGCGUUUGCUGCCACGUUCACGGUUUUGCACCUUACUUCUAUGUUCCUGCACCAAGUGGGUUCAAGUCUGAUUACCUGGGUGAGUUUAAAAGAGAACUGAACUCUGCUGUCCUGAAGGACAUGCGCUCCAAUAAGGAUAACAUCUCCAUCACCGUGUUGGCUGUAGACAUCACCCGUAAAGAGAGCAUGUAUGGUUACCAUGGGAAACGCAGCCUGGAGUUUUUGCGGAUAACGAUGGCGAUGCCUCGUCUUGUUGCACCCGCUAAGAGGCUGUUGGAGCAGGGAUUUAAGUUUGGGCCUUUCUCCAGCCAGAGUUACCAAUCUUACGAGGCCAAUAUAGAUUUUGAAAUCAGGUUUAUGGUGGACAGUAAUGUGGUGGGAUGCUGCUGGGUUGAGCUUCCCAAAGACAAGUACAGAGUGCGUGCAGAGAAGACUGUGGGUGAGACGGACUCUGAGUACCCAAGCAAGGAGUCCCUGUGUCAAUAUGAGGUGGAUGUGGGAUGGUCUGAUUUGAUAAGUCACCCAGCUGAGGGCGAAUGGCAGAGGAUUGCACCACUCAGGGUUCUCAGCUUUGACAUUGAGUGUGCAGGACGAAAAGGAAUCUUCCCAGAGCCGGACAAAGAUCCUGUGAUCCAGAUUGCAUCUAUGGUGCAGCGUCAGGGCGAGAACGAGCCGUUCAUUAGAACAGUGUUCACCCUUCAGUCCUGUGCCAGCAUCGUCGGCUCUCAGAUAUUGUGCUUUACGCAGGAGAAAAAGCUCCUGCAGAGCUGGGCUGAGUUUUUGAGAACGGUGGACCCAGACAUCAUCACAGGAUACAACAUUCAAAACUUUGACUUCCCCUACUUGCUUAACAGGGCAGCUGCUUUAAAGGUGAAUAUGUUUCCCUACUUGGGACGAGUACUAGGCAUCAAGUCAGUCCUGCGAGACCUAAACUUCCAGAGCAAGCAAAUGGGCCGCCGAGAAAACAAGAUCAUCAACAUGGAGGGUCGGGUCCAGUUUGAUCUACUGCAGGUGCUCCUCCGGGACUACAAACUGCGUUCGUACACACUAAAUGCUGUUAGUUUCCAUUUCCUGCAAGAACAGAAGGAGGAUGUUCAGCACUCCAUCAUCACUGACCUGCAGAACGGCAACGAACAGACGCGGCGCCGUCUGGCAGUCUACUGUCUGAAAGACGCCUACCUCCCGCUGCGGCUACUGCAGAAGCUCAUGUGUGUGAUUAACUACAUGGAGAUGGCCAGAGUGACCGGGGUGCCGCUCACAUACCUGCUCUCCCGGGGACAGCAAAUCAAAGUCGUCUCUCAGCUGCUGCGACAGGCCAUGAAGCAGGACCUGGUUAUGCCUGUUGUAAAGACAGAAGGAGGGGAGGACUACACAGGAGCAACUGUCAUUGAGCCAGAGAAAGGGUAUUACAGUGUUCCUAUUGCUACACUGGAUUUCUCUUCCCUGUAUCCGUCCAUCAUGAUGGCUCACAAUCUGUGCUACACCACCCUGCUGCAGAAGGGGUCAGCAGACAAACUGGGCCUGUCACCAGAGGACUUCAUCAAGACUCCGACUGGCGAUCAGUUUGUAAAGAGCUCCAUCAGGAAGGGGCUUCUACCCGAGAUCCUUGAGAACCUGCUGUCGGCCAGAAAAAGGGCUAAAGCAGAACUGAAGAAGGAAACUGACCCUUUUAAGAAGCAGGUGCUGGACGGUCGUCAGCUGGCAUUAAAAAUCAGUGCAAACUCCGUGUACGGCUUCACGGGGGCCCAGGUUGGAAAGCUGCCCUGUCUAGAGAUCUCACAGAGUGUCACUGGUUUUGGAAGACAAAUGAUUGAGCAAACCAAACAGCUGGUGGAGUCCAGAUACACAAUUUCUGGUGGCUACCAAUCGGAUGCUAAGGUCAUUUAUGGGGAUACAGACUCUGUCAUGGUGAAGCUCGGAGUCACAACAGUAAAAGAGGCCAUGGUGUUAGGAAAGGAGGCGGCCGAGUGGGUGUCGUCUCAUUUCACACCACCAAUCAAGCUGGAGUUUGAGAAAGUGUAUUACCCUUACCUGCUGAUCAACAAGAAGCGCUACGCAGGCCUUUAUUUCUCAUCUAGUGCAGACACGCAUGACAAGAUGGACUGUAAAGGCAUCGAGACUGUCCGCAGAGACAACUGCCCUCUGGUGGCGAACCUCAUAAACACCUGUCUGCAGAUGAUCCUCAUAGACAGGGACCCCAAGGGUGCAGUGUGUCAUGCCAAAGAAGUGAUCUCAGACCUGCUGUGCAAUCGCAUUGACAUCAGCCAGCUGGUCAUCACCAAGGAGCUAACCCGCACUGCCCAAGAGUAUGCUGGCAAACAGGCCCACGUGGAGCUGGCAGAGAGGAUGAGAAAGCGAGACGCAGGGAGUGCCCCCAACCUGGGAGACAGAGUCCCGUACGUCAUCAUAAAGGCUGCAAAGGGAGCAGCAGCGUACAUGAAGUCAGAGGACCCGAUAUAUGUGCUGGAGAACAACAUUCCCAUUGACACGCAAUACUACCUGGAGCAACAGCUGUCCAAACCCCUCAUGAGAAUAUUUGAGCCCAUUCUUGGAGAGAGCAAGGCAGAGAGUGUUCUUCUGAAGGGCGACCACACUCGCUGUAAGACUGUGCUGACAUCCAAGGUUGGUGGUCUAAUGGCGUUUGCGCAGAAGAGGAGCACCUGCAUUGGCUGCAAAGCUGUGCUAAAGACCGACACUGCUGUGUGUGAUUUCUGUAAGAGGAAGGAGUCUGAACUGUAUCAGAAAGAGAUCUUCCACCUAAACACCCUGGAGGAGCGUUUCUCUCGCUUAUGGACUCAGUGUCAGCGUUGUCAAGGGUCUCUUCAUGAAGACGUGCUCUGCACCAGCCGGGACUGUCCCAUCUUCUACAUGAGGAAGAAGGUGCAGAAAGACUUAGAUGACCAGAGCAAGCUGGUGUCGCGUUUUGGAUGGUGAUGGUUGGCAGUCUUUUUGUCUCAUUGUUUUGCUGUUUUACUUGUACACACAUCACACUAUUUCUAUAUUUUCUAGCAUAAAUAAAAUGGCAUUGGGUAGAAUCCUUUUGUAAAAUAAAUCAAAAUGCAAUGUC